Molecule: messenger RNA, 1129 nt
Organism: Chinchilla lanigera (long-tailed chinchilla)
Lineage: Eukaryota; Metazoa; Chordata; Mammalia; Rodentia; Chinchillidae
Gene: Gnrh1
Product: gonadotropin-releasing hormone 1 (luteinizing-releasing hormone)
Exons: 4
Coding region: 624-902 (92 amino acids)
Biological process (GO): multicellular organism development
Cellular component (GO): extracellular region
Molecular function (GO): gonadotropin hormone-releasing hormone activity
Source: RefSeq, a predicted model, not a curated record
UAGAUGGCUGGAUUUUCACACCCUCUCCUUUAGGAUCCUAUGUGGAAUUGGAAUACGCCUAGUGCCAAUAAUCACUGGUUAACCACACUUUUAAAAAUAGAAGCAACUCUCUGAUUAUCUGGUUUAAAUCCUCCUUUUGCAAAUAAGGAGUCUACAAACAGACCAGUUCACAGAUAUCCCGACUCAACACACAGCAUAUUUAUUGUAUAGCCUCCUUUUUAGUGUGAGCAUUUAACAUUAACCUAAGACGUUAUUCUGUGUAACUUCUUGAUAAAGCUGCUAGUUUCCUCAGGGGAAUCCAGCCUAGCUAAAUUUUAAUCUCUGGAUGGUGGCUUCAGCUAUAAAAGUUUUAGCUGAGGUUUUAAUGGCCAGACUUAAGUAAAUUUAACAGACACAACAGCAGGUAUUCUAAUUACAUACACCAUUAGAGGGCAUUAUGGGAGGAUUAAAUUUUUUCCUAUUAAAAUAAGCUGUAGUCCAUAAGCAGCGUAAUUUACCAGCAGGAAAGAUUCUGAUGCCCCAGAAAGGGUUCAUAUAAAAAGGAGACUAAGGAAGACAGAAGUCACAAUACUCAACACAUCCCAAAGAAGCUUGGGUUCUUUGGCUAUUUACCUCCCAACAGGAUGGAGCCAACUCCCAAACUCCUGGCUGGACUUGUCCUGUUGACUUUAUGUGUGGAAAGCGGCUCAGGCCAGCACUGGUCCUAUGGCCUGCGUCCUGGAGGAAAGAGAAACGCUGAAACCUUGGUUGAUUCUUUCCAAGAGAUAGCCAAAGAGAUUGAUCAACUGGCAGAACCCCAGCACUUCGAAUGUACCCUCCACCAGCCUCGCUCUCCCCUCAGGGACCUGAGAGGCUUUCUGGAAAGUCUGAUUGAAGAGGAAACAGGGCAGAAAAAGAUUUAAAUCCAAUGGGUCAGAAGGAUGAACAACAUUUAAGUAUAACACUGACAUUAAAAUUUGUGACCCCUAAAAUACCUAUACAUUGUGGAUUUCAGAAAUUCUUACAUCAAUAUGCACAUAUUUCACAAUAAAGUUCUGUGUUGUAAGUAAAGUGAUAUAAAGGUGAAGUCUUUAACUCGGUGCUCUGAGGGGAAGGAUAUUGUUGGCCCCCCCGAAAGGGAGCUCCUCCU